Messenger RNA from Girardinichthys multiradiatus, 751 nucleotides. It is a transcript of the gene selenoh, whose product is annotated as selenoprotein H. Gene Ontology annotation, cellular component: Golgi apparatus. The record is from RefSeq and is a predicted model, not a curated record. The transcript is spliced from 5 exons. Lineage: Eukaryota; Metazoa; Chordata; Actinopteri; Cyprinodontiformes; Goodeidae.
ACCAGUUGGUGGCGCUAAUGCACCAAAUAGCUGUUUGCCAACCGCAAAUAAAUCCUCAGUUUGUCAGAGCGCGAAACUUCUCUAACAAACAUGACGUCCAAAGCAGGCCGCAGAGGGACGAAGCGCAAAGCGGAGGUUCGGGCCGAGGAGGAGCAGACAUCCAUAGAGGAGAAGAAGGAGAGAGGAGGGGAGGAGGAGAGCGACCAAAGUAGCUUAAAGGUGGUCAUUGAACACUGUAAAAGCUGACGAGUGUAUGGACGUAAUGCCGAGGAGGUGAAAUCUGCCCUUCUGGCUGCCCGUUCCAGUCUGACUGUGGUCCUCAACCCCGAGAAGCCCCGCAGGAACAGCUUCGAGAUCACUCUGCUGGACGGAGGCAAAGAAAUAUCUCUCUGGACGGGAAUAAAGAAGGGUCCGCCUCGUAAGCUGAAGUUUCCUCAGCCUGAUGAUGUUGUCGUUGCUCUGCAGGAAACUGUUGAGACUGAAUAAACACCUAGUGAAGAUGUGUAUUUGUCUUGUAGCUGAGCAUCUAGAAGAUGUGACUGGUGGAAGCAGAAUGAUGAGGGGUGACCAAUGAGACUUUCUCAGUCUCUCCUCUGAUGAGCCCAGCUCCAUCUGAACUCUUCUAGAGACACGGUGACACCUGGUGGAUCAUCUGUGCAAAUGCAGAAUUAUGUUUAAGUGUUCUGCAGCCUAGUUCUCAAAAGCCGCAAUUUUUAUACCUGAUGUUGCUAAAUAAAGUGUUUAAACGUUA